Cokeromyces recurvatus is the source of this 1008-nucleotide messenger RNA. RefSeq lists its product as uncharacterized. Gene Ontology annotation, molecular function: hydrolase activity, acting on ester bonds. The coding region runs from base 1 to 1008 and encodes 335 amino acids. The record is from RefSeq and is a predicted model, not a curated record. The transcript is spliced from 4 exons. NCBI's taxonomy places the organism in Eukaryota, Fungi, Mucoromycota, Mucoromycetes, Mucorales, Mucoraceae.
AUGUCAAAUACAAACAGCUUGGAUUACUUAAUCGUAUAUGGUGACUCCUAUUCUGAUAUUCAUCAAGGAACAAAAAGAACAAAUGGCCCAGUUUGGAGCCAACGUCUCGCAACUCAAUGGAAUACUCAGUUAGUUUCAUUUGCCAAGUCAGGGGCAACUUUCUGUGAAAAUAAUAAAGUGAACGGAAGUUGGUUAAAGAAGCAAGCCUUGGAGGAUACGAUUACUUCAAAUGGAACUACAUCAAAAUCAACUGUACAUGCCAUAUUUCUUGGUGUUACAGAUUUAAUUGAAACAAAAGGGGAAGUGAAGAAUAUAAGUGAAUGGUUACAAUGUAUUAAAGAUCAAGUGUUAUUUAUAAACUCGAAUAAUCCUAAUUCUCGUAUUAUUAUUAUGGGCGUACCUGCUUUAGAAUUUUCACCUUAUGCAACAGCUCAUAAAACGUCAACUGCACAAUUAAAACAAAAUAUUAUAGACUUUAAUGUAGCACUUGAAGAAGAGGUACUCGAGUGGGGUAAUGAGUUAUCGGCAGAAAUUGAAUUCUUUGAUACCUAUCUUGUCUUUAGUGAUGUUCUCGGUGAUCCUUCUGUAGCUAAUAUCGAAAAUGUAGAUGAUGCUUAUUGGGAAACAUGUCAAGGUCAAUGCAAAGAUAAAGUAGAUGAUUAUCUUUGGUGGGAUAACAUUCAUGUUACAGGCUCUGGUCAAAAGGCUAUUGCAAAUACAAUUCUCUCAAAGGAAUUCUUCAAUAUGAAGGGAUUAGGAGUGGAUCCAUCAUUAGAGAUGGAGAGUAGUAGUAGUGAUAAUACGUCUUUCAGAAGUAGUUACACUAGUUUACCAUCAGAUUAUACAAAUUGUUUAUCAUGGCUUGCUUUAUUGGCUUUAUUAGGAAUCAUUCUCUAUCUGUUUAGACAUAAUAGAGCUGUUGUUUCUUUAAAGAAAAAGCUUCAAACUAAAGCAUCUAAAGUUAACCCAUUUACAUCUCGUAAUCAUUCUGAAUAUACAAUUGUUUAA